Molecule: messenger RNA, 870 nt
Organism: Pleurotus ostreatus (oyster mushroom)
Lineage: Eukaryota; Fungi; Basidiomycota; Agaricomycetes; Agaricales; Pleurotaceae
Exons: 4
Coding region: 1-870 (289 amino acids)
Source: RefSeq, a predicted model, not a curated record
AUGAGGGAUGAACUGCUGCAGUAUCUCAAGACUCGAUAUGGUGUCGUCAAAAGCCAGUUUCCGGGAGAAGGACGCCGACGGUGGCAAAUUCGGGCGCUGAAAGAGCUCUGGAACGACCCAAACGCGUUGACAACCAAUGCUGAUUCCUUUUCAACACCGGUGGUGACUAUACACGAGGUACUGCAGGACCCCGAUCCUUUUGAUCACAUCACAAAGGACUGCGCCGAGUUGGGCAUCCUGCUGCGAACUGAUUUUGCUAACGAGGCUGCAUGGCAAGACUUCGUUGCCCGACUCCAAGCGGCAGAGAAAGACUUCAUUGCGUCGUUGAAGGAACAAGAGACAGUCGCCGACAAAUCAACUGAGGGAGAUGGUGGUGGCGCAGACGAAAGCAAGAUGGACGUCUCCGACUCGGAAUCGGACGACGACGAGAGUUCCCCGAUCAUCAAACUCAUCUCGCCGGAUGCAGCAGACGAACGAGCUCGAUUCACGAAUAUCUCGAACCUCACCGCGCUGCGCCUCUUCAACGAUGUCGACAUACGGCCUGCACCGACGCCAUCAACUCCCAGGGACCGCAUAUCCCCUCCAAAUCCACUCAUAGAUGUUCGAGGCUGGCAAGAGGUCUAUUCUGGCGUUGGCCUCUGGAUAUACGACGCCAAGUCUAACACGGACCAAUGUGUACGGCAAGUUAGCCAGGAAGGACAUUUCUAUGGCACAGCUACCGGCGAUAGCUGGCGCGCCAGAGUGUCGCAUGUAAGCGAGCUGCAAUUCAACAUGGCAGUCUCAGGAAUGAGAAUCAACUUCGGGGAACUCGACCGUUGGGACUACAGCGAGAGGAAACGCAAUCUCGAUGAAGCGGCCACCCCCAUAUAG